Molecule: messenger RNA, 993 nt
Organism: Punctularia strigosozonata HHB-11173 SS5
Lineage: Eukaryota; Fungi; Basidiomycota; Agaricomycetes; Corticiales; Punctulariaceae
Product: xylose isomerase-like protein
Exons: 7
Coding region: 1-993 (330 amino acids)
Source: RefSeq, a predicted model, not a curated record
AUGCUUGCAUACGCGACCGCGUCCGCAGGGAUGCACCCAUCUCAUACAUUGGCUCUGAAAUUGAGGGUGAUCGCUGACGCUGGGUUCAAUUCGGUAGAAAUUGCGUUUCCUGACCUCGAAGCGUUCGCGCAGAGCGAAUACCCCGAUUACGGUAGCGCAGAUCGCGGAGGAAAAGGUGACGUUGAUACGCUUCUGAAAGCCGCAAAUCGCGUGCGGGACCUUUGCCGCUCGAUGCGACUAUCGGUCUUGACCUUAAUGCCUUUCUCCCAGUUUGAAGGCUACCCGGAUCCUUCGAAACAUGCAGAGAGUCUAUCGAGAGCGAGGACGUGGCUGCAGGUAGCUCAGACCCUAGGCGCAGAGAUGCUGCAAGUGGGCUCUUCGAACGACCCGGAGUCAAGCCCGGACAGGGAUGUCAUAGUCAAAGACUUCCGAGACCUUGCGGAAGAAGCCGCCAAGGUCAAUGUCAAAAUGUGCGUUGAAGCCUAUGAGAUGUGGGCCUGGGGCGUGCACAACAACACCUGGCAGGACGUCCUCGCGAUCUGCGCCGCCGUCGACCGGCCCAACUUCGGCGUCUGCUUCGACACCUUUCAGAUCUGCGCGCGCGCCUAUGCGGACCCGACUGCGCCCAACCGCCAAAUCUCAUCCAUGGCGCCCCUACAGCUUGCGAGCUCGCUCAAGGACCUCGUCGCAGCACUCGAGGCGGACGGUGGCAGGAUGCGCGACAAAGUGUUCUAUUUUCAGAUCUCGGAUGGCUCGUUGAACGUGUCACCCCAAGAUCUGGUCAAGUCCGCCAAGGAGCAGGGCUUGCCGCCGCUGUAUGCGUGGAGCAAUAGCUGGAGGCCAAUACCCUACCAGGACGCAACGUCAUACGGCGGUUACCUUCCGGUCGUCGACGUGGUUGAGGCCGUACUGCGGAGCGGUUGGAGAGGUCCGAUGAGCUACGAGGUCCGACAUGCCUUACCCAGCCAAGUUUCCAGGCGAAUACUCUGCUAA